AACGCUGAUGUGCAUUGGAGCAUUGUGGCAAAGUUUGUUAGAAUGGGUUUCUUGCAAGGUGUUUUAGUGUUGGUUGUGAUUGUGGCUUUUGAUCUGAAGAGUGCCUGGGGAAGUUUGAAACACCGUCAAAGUUCAAGCAGCAUGAAGCCACAAUCAGCUCCAGCUUCCAGAGGUCAUGCUCUUUCUUCUCAAGGGUUCUUGAAUCCUUUCCAAAAGGAUUAUCAGUUUCCGGUUCUUGACUCCAGAAGAUUUGCGCAAGAGCCUCUUGGUCUUCAGGAGAAGCAGCUGAUGCAGGGUCCAGUCAAGCCUUUGGACUGGAAGUUUCCAGUUGUCCCAGAAGUGCAACGUGAGUUGGCGGCGAACUUCCAGUUGAGGCAACCUAUGAUUCCCAGUAGUGUGGCUGUUCAAUGCAGUGAGAACCGGGUUCAUGUGGAGGUGAAGAAGGAUAUGUUCAGCAAUGGUCAGCUGAUCCAGCCAAGUGGUUUGUCUAUGGGAGGCUGUCCUGUUGUUGGUGAGGACUCUGCCUCUGGGGUGCUCAUCUUUGAAUAUGCACUGCAGGACUGCAAUAGUGUGUUGAUGAUGACCGAGGAUGAGCUCGUCUACACCUAUGCGGUUACCUACACUCCUGUGGCAUUUGCUGGCACGCCGAUUACCCGUACUGAGGGUGCAGUUGUUGGCGUUCAAUGCCACUAUCAAAGGCUCCAUAAUGUGAGCAGUAAUGCUCUGAGGCCAACUUGGGUUCCUUACGCUUCAACGGAGGUUGGCGAGGAUGUCUUGGUGUUCUCCAUGAGCCUCAUGAUUGAUGACUGGUCCUUUCAGAGGCCUUCAAAUAUAUACUACUUGGGUGACACUAUCAAUAUUGAGGCAUCUGUGAAGGUGUACAACCAUGUCCCACUGCGUGUGUUUGUGGACAGCUGUGUGGCCACCCAAGUACCUGAUGUGACUUCUGUUCCGAGAUAUUCCUUCAUUGAGAAUCAUGGGUGCCUUGUGGAUGCCAAGGCUACGGCUUCCAGCUCCCACUUCUUGCCUCGAACCCAGGAAGACAAGAUCCGGUUCCAGCUGGAGGCUUUCAUGUUCCAGGGAGGAUCCAGUCCUUCUGUACGUACUAUAAUGACUGAAAUUGGGGUUCCUCCCAUCUGCUUUGGUUGUGAACCCUUACGAUGCCCCUUGCAGAUUUACAUGACGUGUACUGUGAAGGCCACUCUUGCUUCUGCACCCAGUGACGCUCUCCACAAAUCUUGUUCCUUUUCCAACGGGUGGCUUGCUGCUGAUGGGAACCACCAGGUUUGUGCUUGCUGUGACUCAACAUGUGGUCCUGCUGGGGGAAGUGAUGUUCCUAUUUGGGGUGUUCAGUGGGAAGGCAAGGCCUCACUCGGUCCUGUAAUGGUCCAAGGGCGACAGAAGACUUUAGCUGGACUUUAAUAAAUGGGAAAACCCUAUUGCUGGCUUCCAAUAAAUGGGAUAAACUUUA
Messenger RNA from Carassius gibelio (silver crucian carp), 1471 nucleotides. RefSeq names its product zona pellucida sperm-binding protein 3-like. The transcript is spliced from 7 exons. NCBI's taxonomy places the organism in Eukaryota, Metazoa, Chordata, Actinopteri, Cypriniformes, Cyprinidae. Gene Ontology annotation, cellular component: extracellular matrix. The record is from RefSeq and is a predicted model, not a curated record. Gene Ontology annotation, molecular function: acrosin binding. The coding region runs from base 43 to 1422 and encodes 459 amino acids. Gene Ontology annotation, biological process: binding of sperm to zona pellucida; positive regulation of acrosome reaction; egg coat formation.